AUGUCUUCUAUCUCUACUGAGAAUACUGAGAAGUCUACUCCAUCCGUCCACAUUCUUGACGAGAAGGCCGACCUAGAGUCCGUACUCAGUGUCUAUCGAGAGCAGAGUCUUGCUUCCCACGCCGCCGCCGCCGCCGCCGCCCAUGUUGGCAAGCGAAUCAGCAUCCAGCCCACCCUCGCCAGCUACUACGUCCCCAAGGGCCAAGCUCCCCGAGGAUUAAUCUUUACUUGUGUGACUCACGGAAACUGGCUCCGUGGAUCGCACUUUUCCGACACCGAAACCUAUAUCCACGUCUCCCGCAACCCUGACGGUCCCCACCCUGCCUCUGCCGCCGACGUGCGCACCCUCUCUUCCAUCCUCCAGAGUAUCUAUAACUCCAACAACUUUGAAUCUCCUCGCCGGGUGGGCAAGGAUCUGGGGGAAGACAUCGCCGCGCUUUGCUCUGAGCAUACCAAGUACGAAGGCUAUGUUCAGAUCAAGUUUGGCAGUGUGUUGGCGUUCUGGUUGGCCAAGAGGGCAGCAGAGAGAGCUGGUGGAGUCUGGUUGAAGAGUGAAGAUGGGAGUCAGAGGAUCACUUCAGGUGUGAAGACGUAUGUUGAGACAUGUAGGAGGACUUGA
Messenger RNA from Cryptococcus amylolentus CBS 6039, 618 nucleotides. RefSeq lists its product as hypothetical. The coding region runs from base 1 to 618 and encodes 205 amino acids. The record is from RefSeq and is a predicted model, not a curated record. NCBI's taxonomy places the organism in Eukaryota, Fungi, Basidiomycota, Tremellomycetes, Tremellales, Cryptococcaceae. The transcript has 2 exons.